Erinaceus europaeus (western European hedgehog) is the source of this 2196-nucleotide messenger RNA. RefSeq names its product amyloid beta precursor like protein 1 (gene APLP1). The record is from RefSeq and is a predicted model, not a curated record. Bases 104 to 1816 code for a protein of 570 amino acids. Gene Ontology annotation, molecular function: heparin binding; alpha-2B adrenergic receptor binding; alpha-2A adrenergic receptor binding. Gene Ontology annotation, biological process: axonogenesis; central nervous system development. Gene Ontology annotation, cellular component: Golgi apparatus; plasma membrane. NCBI's taxonomy places the organism in Eukaryota, Metazoa, Chordata, Mammalia, Eulipotyphla, Erinaceidae. The transcript is spliced from 15 exons.
GAGGAGGCGGCGGCGGCGGCGGCGGCGGCGCUGGGAGCUCCUGUCACCGCCGGGGCCCGGCCGGGAGGGAGAACAGGGGACGCGAGGGCGCGAGGGCCGGGACAUGGGGCCCUGCAGCCCCGCCGCUCGCGGUCUGGGCCGCCGCCGGGGCCAGCUGUCGCUGCCCCUGUUGCUGCUGCUUCUGCGCGCGCAGCUCGCCGUCGGGAGCCUGGUCGGUGGGAGCCCCGGCGCAGCCGAGGCCCCGGGCUCGGCCCAGGUAGCUGGACAUUGCGGACACCUGACGCUUCACCGGGACCUGCGCACCGGCCGCUGGGAGCCGGACCCUCAGCUCUCGCACCGCUGCCUCCGGGACCCACAGCGGGUGCUGGAGUACUGCAGACAGAUGUACCCAGAGCUGCAGAUCGCACGUGUGGAACAGGCGUCACAGGCCAUCCCCAUGGAGAGCUGGUGUGGGGAUGCCCAGAGUGGCCACUGUGCCCAUUCCCACCCCCAGAUCGUGCCUUUCCACUGCCUCCCGGGUGAGUUCGUGAGUGAGGCCCUGCUGGUGCCCGAAGGCUGCCGGUUCUUGCACCAGGAGCGCAUGGACCAAUGUGAGAGUUCAACCAGGAGGCAUCAGGAGGCACAGGAGGCCUGCAGCUCCCAGGGCCUCAUCCUGCAUGGCUCAGGCAUGCUUUUGCCCUGUGGUGCUGAUCGCUUCCGGGGUGUGGAGUAUGUGUGUUGCCCCCCUCCAGUGACCUCUGACCCAUCAGGGACAGCAGUUGGUGACCCCUCUACCCGGUCCUGGCCCCUGGGGGGCCGAGUAGAGGCGGGUGAGGAUGAGGAAGAGGAGGAAUCCUUCCUCCAGCCAGUGGAUGAUUACUUUGUGGAGCCCCCACGGGCUGAAGAGGAAGAGGAGGAGGAAAGAGUCCCACCCCCGAGCUCGCACACCCCUGCAGAAGUCAGAAAAGUCACUCCUACCCCGAGGCCCACAGAUGGUGUUGAUGUAUACUUCGGCAUGCCUGGAGAAAUCAGCGAGCAUGAGGGGUUCCUGCGGGCCAAGAUGGAUCUGGAGGAGCGUCGGAUGCGCCAGAUCAAUGAGGUGAUGCGUGAAUGGUCCAUUGUAUGUGUCACAUUCCCUUCAUCCCUCUUUCCUUCAUCCCUGCCUCAGUGUCCCCAUCUCUGGUCUCCAUUGUGCCAGUCAUCCUUCGUCCUUACUCCCUCACAGGUGCAGACCCACCUUCAAGUAAUUGAGGAAAGGAUGAAUCAGAGCCUGGGGCUGCUUGACCAAAACCCUCACCUGGCUCAGGAACUGCGGCCCCAGAUCCAGGAACUCCUCCAAUCUGAACACCUGGGUCCUAGUGAACUGGAAGUGCCUGCCCCAGGGGGCAGCAGUGAGGACAAGGGUGGGCUGCAUUCUCUGGACACCAAGGAUGAAGAUACCCCAGUGCCUCUUCCAAAAGGGUCAACAGAUCAAGAUGCUGCAACCCCUGAGAAAGAGAAGCUGUCCCCCCUGGAGCAGUAUGAGCGAAAGGUGAAUGUGUCUGUUCCAAGGGGAUUUCCUUCCCACUCAUCGGAGAUUCAGAGAGAUGAGCUGGCACCAGCUGGGACAGGUGUGUCCCGAGAAGCUGUGUCUGGGCUGCUGAUCAUGGGAGCAGGUGGGGGCUCCCUGAUCAUCCUCUCCAUCCUGCUCCUGCGCAGGAAGAAGCCCUAUGGGACCAUUAGCCACGGGGUGGUGGAGGUGGAUCCCAUGCUGACCCUGGAGGAGCAGCAGCUCCGUGAACUGCAGCGUCACGGCUAUGAAAACCCCACCUACCGCUUCCUGGAGGAACGGCCCUGAACCAGCCCCAACCCCCCAACCCUCUCACUUGUCAUCCCUUUGGCUGAGCCCAGACCUCCCCUUUUCCUGGAACUCCAAGAACCCCAACUCCCAGCCUGGGGGGAGGAGGUCUUGAAAAAGUUUGUUUCACACCCUUUGCAAGGGGGCUGGAAAUUUGUACUUCCCAUUUCCAUUUGCAAAGCCCCGUGCCUAAAAAUAUUCCCAGGUAUCCCCCAACUGCCUCCUUGCUUAGGACCUACUCACUUUUAAUUUAUUCUCUAAGUUAAUUUAUUGCUCCAUAAGGGGAACCACUUGCUUGGUCCUGGUGUCUGUUGUCCCCUGGAAUUCACCUUCCUAUGUGUCCCACAUUAACAUCUCAAUAAAGUCUCCUACCCCCCCCC